Molecule: messenger RNA, 1911 nt
Organism: Bemisia tabaci
Lineage: Eukaryota; Metazoa; Arthropoda; Insecta; Hemiptera; Aleyrodidae
Source: RefSeq, a predicted model, not a curated record
AGCGGAAAAACGGUCAGCAAUCAAAUUCUAAGUUUGAACCCCUUCAUUGAUCCCCUAGGAGUGCUUAGGGUGGGGGGUAGACUCGAUAAAUCCAAUUUGCCGAUGGCCGCCAAGCAUCCGGCAAUUUUGCCGAAAAACGCUCAUCUGACCAAAUUGAUCAUCGACUUUUUUCACCGUCAAAAUCUUCACGCCGGACCUCGCUUACUGCAAAGCAUCAUAUCCCAAAGUUAUUGGAUUCUUUCAGCUCGUUAUGCGAUUAAAGCUCAACUUCAUAAGUGUAUUAUUUGUUUCCGAGCCGCUCCCAGAAAUGUUGCGCCGCAAAUGGGGCAACUUCCAGAGUCCCGCGUCGUCCCUGCCGCGCGCUGCUUCCUGAAAGUUGGAGCAGAUUUUGGUGGUCCGUAUUUGAUCAAAGACUCUAAGCGACGAAAUGCACCUUCUCAUAAGGCCUACAUCUGCUUAUUCAUUUGUUUGGCAACGAAAGCAAUUCACUUAGAGCUCGUCUCCGAUCUUACUACGGAAGCAUUCAUCGCCGCGUUGGAGAGAUUCACAUCGCGCAGAGGCAUGUGCACUGAAAUUUACUCGGAUAAUGGAUCGAAUUUCAAGGGCACAAACAAUUAUUUGGAUGAGCUUUAUGAAUUUUUGCGUGAAGACAAGUCAAAUGAAAUGGUCACAAAACAUUUAACUUUGAAAAACAUCAAAUGGCACUUCUCGCCACCCACUGGCAGCCAUUUUGGUGGCAUUUGGGAGGCUGGCAUCAAAUCAGUGAAAUUCCACCUAAAAAGAAUAUUAGGUGAUCAAAAAUUGACGUUUGAGGAAUUCACUACGCUCCUAACAAGAAUUGAAGCGAUUCUCAAUUCUAGGCCUCUCUGCCCCAUUUCCUCUGAUGUGGAGGACCUCAAUGUACUUACGCCCGCUCACUUCCUCAUCGGCGGCCCGCUCCUGAGUCUGCCAGAGUAUGAUUCGUCGUCCACUCCUUCAAACCGCCUCUCCAGAUGGCAACUUUUACAGCGAAUUUCACAGCAGUACUGGAAACAGUGGUCAUUGGAGUACCUGAAUACUCUGCAACAGCGUGCUAAGUGGCGGACUCAAGCGGCUGAAACUCUCGCUGUUGGUGACUUAGUCCUCAUCAAGGAUGAAAAUGCACCGUCCUUGCAAUGGCAGAUGGGACGAGUCAUCGAGCUGCAUCCAGGCAAAGACGGCAUUGUUCGUGUUGCGUCAGUGAAAACAACGGCCAACACAUUGCGUCGGCCGCUCGUGAAACUCUUUCGCCUUCCCGUCGAUUGAGAUUUGGGCCUCUUCAUUGUUGUAAAUUUUUCGUUUAAAUGUGUGUAAAUAGAAGUAUUUUAGUGUUAUUUCUACAGGUUAAACGUUCCCAUUUUAACUCAGCAUGAACAGCUGAUCCGUCUCGUUCGGGAGAAAAUACCCGCUAAGGGAUGAACCUUGCGCAGCCUUGGCUGGUUUUAUGACUUUCUUCCUGUCACGCCGCGCCGCACGCCGAGUCGCAACCCUCCAGGCCGCUCCGUCACUUUCUUCCUUUGUUUUGGGCCACUUCGAGCGAUGAAUGACCUGAGCCGCGGCCAGUGCAUCGUCCACCCCCGCAUCCCCUGACUGGAACUGCUUUCUACAGUGCACGUGCACCCCAUCCACACCCCUCGCCUCGGCUCAAAAUUAGGUCAUCAUCCCCCGCUCAAACAUCAAUGGAUUAGCAUUUCGAAAACUGAUUGAGUCAGCCUCUUCACUCAGCUCGUCAGUCAGUCUCUACGCUCGUCGCUAAUCAGCCCAUGUUAUUCUUGUGUAAAUUUGUUAAAUUCUCUAAUUUUUAUGUAAAUUUUAAUUUGUGUCCGCUCUGAAUUGUUUGUUAACUUUUUUUUUCACAAAUUCAGACAUUUUCUCCCUUCAAAUGAGCUUUAA